This is a messenger RNA of Phanerochaete carnosa HHB-10118-sp, 2034 nucleotides long. RefSeq lists its product as uncharacterized. The record is from RefSeq and is a predicted model, not a curated record. The transcript is spliced from 10 exons. Lineage: Eukaryota; Fungi; Basidiomycota; Agaricomycetes; Polyporales; Phanerochaetaceae. Bases 364 to 1743 code for a protein of 459 amino acids.
GAUAGCACGUACACCGCGUAGUGUCCGAAGCUUUGAGUGCAGCUCGUCAAGCCUCUGGUCAUUUUGGGUCUCGUAUGUAUCUUCCAUAUUUCGUGAGCUCGACAUGUCAGCAUGCAGUAGCGAGAUCCGUAUGAACUGUUGGGGAAGAGCUGGUCGACCUCGGGGAUGUCACGGUCGCGGGGAAAGAUGUUUGGCGCCGGGAGAGGCAGCGCACUUUGCGUUCUGACACACUUUCUCUCCCGUUCGACGACCACCGCGACAUUUCCCGCCCGCAAGGCGGUCUUACCUCCUCCUUAAAGCGUUGAAGUUUGCUUUCCGCUUCUCGACAGCACCGAAACCUUUAGAAUAGUCUCUGUCCCUGCGAUGUCGAGCAGGAGCCAUCUCCCCAUGGCUGCGGUGGCCCUGAGCCUAGCUUCGACCGCCUUCGCCCAUGAACACCACGAACAGCUUUCGGAGGAGGAUAUGAACAAGCCUGUUGAUGCUAUCCUGUGGAUACAUAUCUUCCUACAGAUGGCCGUAUGGGGCGUACUUUUCCCGACAGGGAUGGUUCUAGGAAUGUCCAAGAGCCGUUGGCACAUCCCCCUGCAGAGCGUUGGGAUCGCUCUCACAUUGGGAGGCUAUAUACUUGGACACUCACACGGCGGCCGCCCUUUCCUCGCGGGCAUCCACGGUACAUUCGCCAACAUCCUCAUCGUCCCUAUCUUCCUCCAACUCGCACUUGGUAUUUACCUGAAGCUGCAUAUCCAUGAGGAGACUAUUCGUCCCUGGGUUGUCCGCCUGCAUGGAGUAGUAGGCAAGGCAUACCCCGUCUUCGGCUGGGUCCAGAUGCUAUUCGGUGCAAUUGCGUUCAGAGGCUACUGCCGCGGCGAUAAUCUGGGGCAAUGCCUCGCUCACUACAUCAUGGGCGGCGGCUUCAUCGCAUACGGCACCAUCAUGGCCAUUAUGCUCCUGGUGGGCGAAGCAUGGAUUCGGCGGUCACGGAGGAGCCCAGAGUGGUGGGACUCUUGGAUCAUCAUGCUUUGGGGCAUUGUCAACACCUUCACCGAGCACCAUGGCGGGGGCUGGUCCCACAAGGACAUGCAACACACCAUCAUGGGCGUCCUCUGGUGGGCUGGAGGUCUACUGGGUAUCCUACUCGCUCGCAACAACCAGCGCACCGUCAUUCCCGCGGUGAUCAUAAUCAUUACCGGGUGGGCAUUCUCGGAUCAUGCUCAGGCCAUGAUGAUUUCUACUCGCGUACACGCAACAUUUGGACAUACCCUCAUGCUCGCGGGCGUCGUGCGCAUCGUCGAAGUUUCGUUCAUCGCGCCGAAGUACGCUCCGCUGCCCGCAGACGCGUCCUCGACAGAUGACGACCACAGCGAACACACUCUCGCCGACGCGCCCGCUUCGGGAAGCUCUCCGUUGUACCAAUCUGUGAAAGCGUUCAGGCACCUGCCUCCAUUCCUACUCGUCGCUUCUGGUGUGCUCUUCAUGUCGGCAACGGAUGAGGAGCUACGCUUCGCCGACCAAGAACUGGAAAUGGACCAUGUCACCUACAUCCUGAUUAUGUUUAGUCUGGCGUUCCUGAUCUACGCUUUGAUUGUUUCUCGCAUCAACCUCUGGGCAACAAGCGGCCGCAAUGCUGCAUCGUCCACCCAGGCCGCGGGUGCUAUAGAGUUAGCGCCUACGACUAAGUGGUACUCUCGUGUCCCAGCAGGCGAUACUGAAAUUGAAGCCCACGUUAUCGGUGAUGAUGAGUAGUGGCCAUCCAUGUUAUACCUGUAGAAGUUUGUGUUUUCAUGUUUGCUACUGUUGUGCAUCUUCAUCUUGUAUCUAUCUUUAUAUCGCAUAGCAUCUAUGUGCUCCUUCAAGCGUCAUACCAUCUUCUCUCGGUCACGUUUACGGAUAACAUCUAGUUCACUUCGCUCACUGCUAGUACAAUUCUGUCCAGUAUCCUAGUAACGGCCGUUAUGUAUAAUCAUAUACCAUCACCCUGCCAUCCACACAACAGACCGCAAUGCGCGCCUCGUCAUCGCACACCGCCAGCCUCGU